GGUGUGUACAGACGAGGAGGUGCGGUUUGUUCCGAAACACCGAAAACCUACCAGACGACCUACUUUUUUUCAGAGAAAGUGGAUGUGUGCCAGUGCAGAGAGUUUUUUGGGGAUGCUCUUACCGUCGUGGUGGAUUUAAACACAUUAGAGACACCCUGUAUAACUAUUGAGUUUAGGAUAACGUUAACAAACAAGGGUUCAACAUGUCAGAGCCUAUUGUUAUCACCCUGGAAACGGCCUCGGGGGCACCGGGUUCAUUCCCCGUGGUGCUGAAGAAGAUCAUGGAAAUGCCUCCGCCGAAUAUUCUGGACGGAGACGACGACACCGACAAGGAAAAGCUGUGUCUGGGAGUCAAUGUGGACCUGGUCGGAGGAGGUAGCGACAUGGGUCCUUCAGCCGCCCUGACCCCCGCCAUCUGGGAGAAAACCAUUCCCUACGAUGGCGAAAACUUCCACCUGGAGUACAUGGACCUCGAGGAGUUCCUCAUGGAGAACGGCAUCCCCACCUUGCCCGACGUGGACCUCCUAAAGGGCAACCCGGACGGAGACGCCGUGAAGACGGAGAAACGGAAGGUCGCCCCCUCUGCGCAGUUGAAGGCCGCCAAGCUGGCGAGUGUGUCCCAGCUGUCCUUGCUGCCCAUUCAGGAACUGGAGAAGUGUGAGGGGGAAGUGGUGAUCAUCACCAAGAGUGACUCUGAUAUCAUCUGUGAAGUUACUGCUGAGGUGAUCACUGAAACCGACCGAGCGACCCCAGAGCCCGAAGACCCGAACGAGAUCGAAGUCGACAUCAACUACGAGCCAGAUCCCACCGACCUGGUGCUGUCGAGCGUGCCCGGAGGGGAGCUGUUUGACCCUCGCAAACACAAGUUCUCUGAAGAUGAGCUCAAGCCACAGCCUAUGAUUAAGAAGGCCAAGAAGGUGUUUGUACCUGAAGAACAGAAGGACGACAAGUACUGGCAUAGAAGGAGCAAGAACAACGUGGCCGCCAAGCGCUCACGCGACGCCCGCAGGUUAAAGGAGAACCAGAUCACGGUCCGAGCAGCUUUCCUGGAGCGCGAGAACACGGCGCUGCGGACAGAAGUGGCCGAGCUACGGAAGGAGUGCGGCCGCUACAAGAACACAACGGGUCGCUACGAAGCCAAAUUCGGACCACUUGCAUCGCCGGACGAGGACCAAUAGACAGCAGUUGAUUUAUUAAUUUAUUUUUUCUGAUGAAUAAAUAAAUCAAAACCAGUGGGGUUGGAAACAGUAGAAUCGAUCAGAUGAAGAAGAGGAAGGGCAUGACCGGUGUUGCCGUGGAGAUGCAAUAGCAUGUAAAAGACCUGAUAUAUCUUUUUUUGUUUUUUUUUAAGAAUUUGAUUUACCAUCCAUGUGAGUGAGACGAGUGCGAGAGGAUAUUCAAGUGCUUCUUCAGUACACGUCUUUCACGACGUGUACUUUUAUCAUGUUUUGUACGCCUUUUGGCCGAAAGAGAUCACUCGUGAUGGUUAUUUUGGAGAAACCGUGGGUUUUUAUUUUUCAAAAGAUAGAUGAUACUUUGGGUAGCAGUUGCAAUAGUUUAGACGAGAUUAUUAGUCAUUAUUUAGAUAUUGUAGAAAACUGAUUUGCAGGUUACUUCCAGUUCUUUCCACAUUUGAAUGAAUUCUGAAAUCCGCCUUUUUAUUUUCAAACUAUGCCGCGGAUUAUGUGAAGAGCUGGGCUUUUCUUUGCCCACAAAAAAAACCUCUUUAACUGUGACAUUUCCAAUAAUUUAAGCUUCUUCAGGGGAUUACAGUGACACUUCACGUACACAUACCCGUUACCAGCGGCACAGAGCCGGCACUCCCUGUCUCGGCGUCUUUCUCGCUGUCGCUCUUGUGCCGUUUUUGUCACGGAGUAGGACGCCUGCUGCUUAGCUCUCUGCGGGUCGUCGGCGUAGACUCGUCCAUUUACAUCAGUAAGCUUUCAGAGGUGUUGUGUGUAGAAUCCACUAAUGCAUGUACUGUAAAUACUUGUAGCCUAAGAUUAUACUUUCUAGACUGUAUUUUUUUCUCCUCCAUCAUGUUACAAUGUGCUCAGCAUCAUUGGACAUUAAAAACUCAGUGUAAGGCAAGUUUUUGAACUGCAAGUUUUGGAUACAUUUCAAGCGAGGAAAGUGUAAAUUCCUGAAAUAAAAGAGCUGCACAAUGGCCGAGUUUAAUGUCUGAAAAUGAGUGUUUAAGGCAGGCUGUCGCAUGCUAACGGGACUUUAAUUAGUGCUUUAUUAAAGGCAGCUCGAGGGGGAAAUGUUUGACAUAAUGAGCCUAAAAACUCUAAUACAAUCAACCUCAUACUUUCCUAUUAUUCACAACAGGUUGCUUGAAAUGAUCAAAAAACUGGGUAUUAAAAAAACCUUUUCACGAGGAGGAAAUGUGCAUUUAGAUUGUAUCAACUGUUAAGUUUUUAGGAUGUGUUGGUGGACACAUUCAUCAGCCUUCUUCCUCAUUUGUGUCUGAACUGCUUUGUCUGUUCUGUCUGAGGCGUGUCAGCCGGCAGCGUCUGUUGCCAACAGAUUUUUUUUAAAUGAUUUUAUUUUGACAAACCAGGAAGCCUCAAUGGGUGCAGACUAUAUUGGCGCAUCAAAAACUCUCCAAGCCAUUUUUGUCUGCCAGUUUACAGGGGGGGCAUAUUGUGUAACAAUAAUAACAUCUGAAAAUGAAUCACUUCACUGUCCAGUUCUGACAAAAAGGGAAAGCUGUUUUGUUCUUUUGUUGCUGUGCUUCCAAACAACAAACACAGUGACUUUUCACCAAAAUAAGUUCAAUAUUAUGGUCCUUUUUUCCCCAUGUGUGAAAUAUGAUUCAAGGUGAAAUAAAAUUUAAACUAAUAUAGGUUCCUUUUUAACAAUACAACUUGUAUUAAAUGCAUCUCUAUCUUUUUUUUUUUGGUUAAAGUUAUUAGACAAGUGCUAUAUUUCUUGGGGAGUACAUCUAAAAGUCAGGACAGUCACAUUUGUCAAUAAGUGCAAUUUUUACAUCAGUAAAUUCUGUAUAAUUCUGACAUGAAUGAUGAUGAGCUUCCUGACUACUUUUGGUAUUUUUUUAAUGCUUUCUGCUAUAACGGAACAGGUCAAUUUGUCAACUUAAAGUAGUUGUUUUUAACCUUCCUGGUACCGUCUUUGUAUUUCUUUGUAAAGAAACGUCAUGGCAUUUUGAGUGUGGCUACUUUUUGUGUCUUGUAUAUACGGUAUGUAUAAAUAAAGCCUUGUUGAGAAAGAC
Molecule: messenger RNA, 3235 nt
Organism: Sebastes umbrosus (honeycomb rockfish)
Lineage: Eukaryota; Metazoa; Chordata; Actinopteri; Perciformes; Sebastidae
Gene: tefa
Product: TEF transcription factor, PAR bZIP family member a
Exons: 5
Coding region: 204-1178 (324 amino acids)
Biological process (GO): regulation of transcription by RNA polymerase II
Cellular component (GO): nucleus
Molecular function (GO): RNA polymerase II cis-regulatory region sequence-specific DNA binding; DNA-binding transcription factor activity, RNA polymerase II-specific
Source: RefSeq, a predicted model, not a curated record